Molecule: messenger RNA, 2195 nt
Organism: Arvicanthis niloticus (Nile rat)
Lineage: Eukaryota; Metazoa; Chordata; Mammalia; Rodentia; Muridae
Gene: Ccdc167
Product: coiled-coil domain containing 167
Source: RefSeq, a predicted model, not a curated record
GGUCCAGCGAGGGGGACCACACCGAGCAAUAUGACUAAAAAGAAGCGGGAGAAUCUUGGCGUUGCUCAGGAGAUUGAUGGGCUAGAGGAAAAGCUGUCUCAGUGUCGUAAGGACCUAGAGGCUGUGACCUCCCAGCUCUACCGGGCCGAGCUGAGUCCUGAGGACAGGAAGUCUCUGGAGAAGGAGAAAACCACCCUCAUGAACAGAGCCUCCAAGUAUGAGAAGGAGCUAAAGCUACUUCGACAAGAGAACCGGAAGAACAUGCUGCUGUCGGUGGCCAUCUUCAUAGUCUUCGCCCUGCUCUAUGCUCACUGGACUAUGUGAGUCAGACAUCUUCAGCCAAGCAGGUUCCCUUCCACUCUCUAAGGAGGGAAGGAGGGAGCAGCCUUUCAAGCUCACGACAGAGGUGGGGGGUCUUUCCCCUGUGGUUGCCCAGCAGCUGUAGCUGAAGGGCAUGGUACUGCUUCCUUCUAUUGCUUAGUAGAGAGACAAUAAAGAGCCCCAGGCUCUGCUGUCUAGUGAGUAAACACUUCCUGCUGACUAGGUGAGGGUCAACAAGGGAGGCUCUCUUGUCUCAAAGAUGAAGGGAUGUUCUAAAAUUCUUGUGUACAGUUCAGGAGGGAGGAGGGAGCAGCUGGGAGAGCAGGCACUGUGCCAUCUGCAGCUCCAGACUACUCUGGGCCUGUGAUCACCACUCAGAAAAUGCAGCAUGCACGGGAAAAGCUGACUUCAGGUGGAGGUUCCAGGGGCAUGAGGAAUGAUCUCCUCUUCCAGAGACAGGCAGGGCCUGGGAGGCCUGCAGGUGCUAGUGGCCAGCAAGAGCUAUGGCAAUGGCCAGACUGACAGGGUGACAACAGCCAGUGAGUAGAGCAGGACUGAGGAGGAGGCCAGUCAGGAACAGCUGAUGGGUUCUACCCUAGCUCCACUCACAGUAGAGGGCCCCAAGGGAGGAAGAAUGCUUGCUGCGGGUACAGCAAGUACACACAGUGCCAUCCUGGACACUCAGGAGCCCACCAAGUAAAAACAGGCUGUGAAACAUGAAGACAGAAUCCAGCUGGAGGCAGCCCACCAAAGUGUGUGAUGGUCAGGUGAAGGAAUUCUCACCAGGAGCUCAUGGAGACUCAGUGAGAAUCUCCUCAGUACAGAACGCGGCCUCUUGUGGAGGGAAGCUAGCCAGAGUCAGUAGAGAAUCCUUUCUACUGUCCCUCGUCUAGUGACAGUAUUUGGUCUGAAGCCUCCAAUAUGUUAGUCAAUGUUAGUCACACAGACUGAUCCUGGACUGUCACAGUACUGCCAUGGGGUCAGCUGUGUGGCUUACACAAGAGAAGGAAAGCGGCUCCCCACCCUCCUAGGGCAGUGGGCUCAUUCACCCCCCAGUCCCUGCUCUAAACAGGAACUGCACCUUGAUACCUUUGGGCUCCCUGCCUAGCAGGCAGGCAGCAGUCUUGGGAGCUGGAGAGGCUUGGAUUCUACAAACACUCCCCUUCCUCAACCACACAGCACUGUGGACAAUAGCAGCCUCGCACAGAGCCACACAAGCAAUAAAAAUAUGUUUAAUGAUCCAAGAUUCUGUAAGACACACUGAUAGACCCAGAAUUGGGUGGAAUAUGGCAUCCUAGCACUUGCUGCUGGCCUAAGGUUGGUGGAAGGGACCUCCCAUGGUGGAGUCAAUUCCAACCUCACAGGUGCCUCAGUGCCCUAUCUCCAUGGAAACCAGUCUGGCACUGGCAUGGGGCCCUAGGGAGCCUGCACUAACAGCUCUUGAGAGAGAUUUCCCAUUAGAGACAACCACAGGUGCCCUCCCCAACCCAAAGCUGUUGCCAUUCCUCCCCUUACAGAGACAGCAAUGGAGUGACUGACUAUAGAUAAAUCAAAGCAGGUCGGUGUGUACCUCCUACUGAGGAGGAAGGGGCAGCUAGAGCCACCUCGAGCUCAGAACUCUGCCAAGAGCCUCAGGUGGCCUGGACUUCGGGAGAGCUGCUGUUACCCCUACUUUCUGUUACUGCUGAGACAGAAAGAGAAAAGGGCAGGUUUUUAGGUUGCUCCUCCCCACUGGAGCUUCUCAGUGCUGAGAACACAAGAGGUGGAAACUUGAGGAGCAGGUACACGCAGUCCCUACAGCUCUGAUGUUUGAAGGAUAUGGGGUCCACACUCCUUCCCGACCUGCCAGGACAAACUCUUGGAUUGGGGUGGGG